Messenger RNA from Xyrauchen texanus (razorback sucker), 3010 nucleotides. It is a transcript of the gene marchf9, whose product is annotated as membrane-associated ring finger (C3HC4) 9. The coding region runs from base 1193 to 2218 and encodes 341 amino acids. The transcript has 4 exons. The record is from RefSeq and is a predicted model, not a curated record. Gene Ontology annotation, molecular function: ubiquitin-protein transferase activity; zinc ion binding. Lineage: Eukaryota; Metazoa; Chordata; Actinopteri; Cypriniformes; Catostomidae. Gene Ontology annotation, biological process: protein ubiquitination.
GAGAGAUCAGCACCUUGGACAGCGGCGCCCGUCGAAACGCGCCAAAUCGGCACACUUGGAAUCUCCCAACGGGGAGAAUCGAGCGAGUAGGAGCGCGCGCGUGGCACCGCGAGACGUUUGUAAAUGAAUCAUUUUGAUUGGGCGAGAGCGCGCCUUGGAAACAAGGGCCGUGUGAUUGAUGCGCGCUCGGCAGAACGUCCAUUUCGAGGAUGAAUCAGAGGGGAGCAGCAUCAGCAUCCCAAUCACUUUAUCAUGAUCCUCGGCAUCGCUGACUAUCGGAUGCGCCACCCUCGCUAAUACGGAAAAUACGGGAAUCUCCGCUUGCUGUCUUGUGUUUGUGCCGUUCUGGAAGCACCAUCUUCCUUUGAACGUGGCAAGGAACCAUAUCGGGCCCCGGGAGGGGGAUGGUGGUGAACUUCAAAUGGAGACAAGAUGUUGGCAUUUUUUCCCUGCUCUUCUUCGGCCAGCAUUGGCAUUGCAACUAUUUUAUUUUUCAAACGCCAACCUAAUGGAUGCGUCUGAGGAUGGGAGGUGGUGUCGGGACGUGUCGAUGAGAAAAUGCACUCGGAAAUGAUGUGAACGCUUCGUCUGUGAUGCCGUGAUGAACAGUAAACGAGCCUAUAUGACUGCAACUGAAUCAAACUUUUACCUUAUUUUGGAUAAAUAUACAGAAGCAUCCUGGACUGUAACUAUGUGUGGCAGUGAUGCCUAUGUGGUGGUGUUUUUGUGAAAUGCCAUUUUGCAUCUUCUUCUCUUCUUCUUCUCUCAUCCGUGCAUCCAGCCUUUGGAUUGCUGUUAUGAUAAUGCAUCUUUAGACCUGGAACAAUGUGCUGAUGGCUAUUUAUUCUGAUACCACAGGCUUAUUAUUGUUAUCCCGCGUUCAACGUAGGCAUGAUUUGGGCGUUCAUUGUAGAGGAACAACAUACACACAUGCCUUCAGAAGGAAAAUAACAAGCCAACACGAUGUCCAGAGAUUUUUCUGACCAAUUGCCUUUGGUUUAGACACGUUCCUCUGAGACUCUGCUGAAUAAAAUAGCAAUAACAGGGCUACAAACAACACUAUUGCCUAUUAUCAUCAUCAACAACAACUAGGCAAAUAAUAAUAAUAAUAAUAAUAAUAAUAAUAUCUUUUUCUGGGGUAAACAAUUACACAAUUUUACAUCUGGCACACAACAUACACAUGUAGUCAAACAUGUUCAAGAACCGGAUCCGCAUGAUUUUUAACGAACUGAAGGUGCUGGUUUUCAUGCGAUCCGGUUCAAGACGGUCCAACACUGACGCAGACCCAAACAGACGAUCCAACAGCAUGAGGGGACUCACUAUGGGCGGCUGCGGGUGGCCGCCCUUCGUCGACUGCUCUAGCCGCGAUGAUGAGGAGGAAUACUACGGCAGCGAGCCCAGGCCCAGGAGUCUGGCGUUCGAGGAGAAAGACCCGAAGCUGCAGGCGGGCCUGGACGCGAUAAGUCUCAGCAGCAGCACGUCCAGCGGCAUGAGGACGCCCCAGUGCCGGAUCUGCUUCCAAGGGCCUGAGCAGGGGGAGCUAUUAAGUCCAUGUCGUUGUGAUGGCUCUGUGAGAUGCACUCACCAGCCCUGUCUAAUUCGCUGGAUCAGUGAGAGGGGCUCCUGGAGCUGUGAGCUCUGCUACUUCAAGUACCAAGUCCUGGCCAUUAGCACCAAGAACCCACUGCAGUGGCAGGCUAUUUCCCUGACAGUGAUUGAGAAGGUGCAGAUCGCCGCCAUCAUCCUGGGCUCACUCUUCCUCAUUGCCAGUAUUUCAUGGCUGGUAUGGUCUUCUCUCAGUCCGUCUGCCAAAUGGCAACGCCAGGACCUGCUCUUCCAGAUCUGCUACGGCAUGUAUGGCUUCAUGGACAUUGUGUGCAUAGGACUUAUAAUCCACGAGGGCUCAUCAGUGUAUAGAAUCUUCAAGCGAUGGCAGGCUGUUAAUCAACAGUGGAAAGUAUUGAACUAUGAGAAGUCAAAGGAUUUGGGGGACCCAUUGAGCUCCAGCAGCAAGGCUGGAAAUCGCGGCUCGCGCAGUAACCCGCACGGUCUGGCCAGCGGCAGCAGGGGGGGCCAGAGAGUGCGCCGGUUAAGGACUAUCCUCAACCACCACUGCGGAUACACUAUCCUCCACAUUCUCAGCCAGCUGCGGCCCAGUGACCCGCGGCUUGGAACCGCCACCAACCGCGAGGUGGUGAUGCGGGUCACAACUGUAUGAGGUUGGACGGGCAGAGGAACGUCAAUGGAUUCCAGCUCCAAUCGCCUUUCCAACAAAGACAGCGUGUUACCGGACAAUGCCAUGAGCUACGGAUAAUUCCGAUAAUUUCCAUGGAUUACGGUCACGCUCCGACUUUUAAACAGACAGAAAUGCGUAACGCGCAACGAAUAAUGCUUUCACACAACAGCAUUGCUGGAGUCUCUAUCGGCGAGAUUCUCUCAUGAUCUUGCACAUGAUUGCAUUUUUAGUUCGAUUUCUUCGCUGGUGUUGUUUUUUUAAUCAAUACGGUUUUUAAAAUGUUUUGAUUUUCUAAGGGAGAAUGGUAAAUGACGUGACACCGACGUGUGAUGUAUAUGGUGACUCAUACUGACCUUUUGUUGUAAAUGAUGUUUACGAUGCUUUUGACGCAGCAAGAAAGCCAACCAUAACCAAACGAUCGCAACAGCAGAAUAACCAGGGAAACACGAUACUAAUUGUUACAUAAUUAAAUAUGAUCAAAGGGGAGGGUGCAAUAAGACAUAAUAAGAUUAUACAGUAAAUAAAAUACAUUAACAUUUAAAAAGAAUUUGAUCUUCUCUGCAAUAAAGAUACCUGUACAUUUUACAGUGACCUUUGCAUGAGGGUAGAGUUUUAUGACUCCUCGACACAUGGACAUGAUGAAUUUGUUUUAUUCAGAAUGGUGCUCGUUUGAAUAAACACUACUAUUCAUCUACUGUUUGUGAAAUGCAUCAUUGCACAAAGGCUUUUGGUUGGAUAUGUGGGCCCCUUUUAUAAUUUAAAAAUGCACUAAAC